AAUCAGAGCCUGGUUGGGCGGGGCCUGGCUGAGGGCACACGAGGCGCUCCCGCUGCCGGAAGCGGCAGUAAAACGGUAGCCGGCGCGGCGCAGCAUGGCGGGGGUGUGUGGUAAGCCCCACAUGUCACCGGGAUCGCUGCCCGGGAAACGACGUUUGGAACCUGAUCAGGAGCUGCUGAUACAAGAGCCCCCUCUCCUCAGCGACCCUGACUCCAGUCUCUCUGACAGCGAGGAGAGUGUGUUUUCAGGCCUUGAGGAUUCUGGCAGUGACACGAGUGAGGAUGACACUGAAGGAGUGGCCAGAGCCAGUGGUGACGAAGACAGCCAUAGAGCAGAGGAGACCUCUGAGGAGCCACAGGCUGCCUCUCCUUGCCCAAGGACAGAGGAAGCAGGUGCUCUGACCAGAGACGAGUAUGAGGAGGACAGCUCUGAUGAGGAGGACAUUCGGAACACUGUGGGCAAUGUGCCCCUGGCAUGGUACGAUGAAUUCCCACAUGUGGGUUAUGACCUGGAUGGCAAACGUAUCUACAAGCCCCUGCGGACACGAGAUGAGCUGGACCAGUUUCUGGACAAAAUGGAUGACCCAGAUUUCUGGCGCACUGUGCAAGACAAGAUGACAGGGCGUGAUCUGCGGCUGACUGAUGAGCAGGUUGCCCUGGUACAUCGGCUUCAGAGAGGCCAAUUUGGAGAUUCGGGCUUCAACCCUUAUGAGCCAGCUGUGGACUUCUUCAGCGGUGACAUCAUGAUCCACCCUGUGACCAACCGCCCAGCUGACAAGCGUAGUUUCAUCCCGUCCCUAAUUGAGAAGGAGAAGGUGUCUCGAAUGGUGCACGCCAUCAAGAUGGGUUGGAUCAAGCCUCGACGGCCCCAAGACUCCACCCCUAGCUUCUAUGACCUGUGGGCCCAGGAGGAUCCGAAUGCUGUGUUGGGGCGCCACAAGAUGCAUGUGCCUGCACCCAAGCUGGCCUUGCCUGGCCAUGCCGAGUCUUACAACCCACCUCCCGAGUACCUGCCCACUGAGGAGGAGCGCUUGGCAUGGCUACAGCAGGAGCCCAUUGAGAGGAAGCUUAACUUCUUGCCACAGAAAUUCCCCAGCCUGAGGACAGUGCCUGCUUAUAGCCGCUUCAUCCAGGAGCGUUUUGAGCGCUGCCUUGAUUUGUAUCUGUGCCCACGGCAACGCAAGAUGAGGGUGAAUGUGGAUCCUGAAGACCUCAUCCCCAAGCUCCCUCGGCCAAGAGACCUUCAGCCUUUCCCUGUGUGCCAGGCCCUUGUCUACAGGGGCCACAGCGACCUUGUUCGUUGCCUCAGUGUCUCCCCAGGGGGCCAGUGGCUAGCUUCAGGUUCAGACGAUGGCACACUGAGGCUCUGGGAAGUGGCCACUGCCCGCUGUAUGAAGACUGUGCCUGUUGGCGGUGUGGUACGGAGCAUUGCCUGGAACCCCAAUCCUGCCAUAUGCCUGGUAGCUGCAGCCAUGGAUGAUGCAGUGUUGCUGCUGAACCCAGCCCUGGGGGACCGGUUGUUGGUGGGCAGCACAGACCAGCUGCUGGAAGCCUUCACUCCACCUGAGGAGCCAGCUUUGCAGCCUGCCCGAUGGCUAGAGGUCUCAGAGGAGGAACGCCAGAGGGGCCUGCGCCUACGAGUCUGCCACAGCAAACCAGUGACACGGGUGACCUGGCAUGGGCGAGGGGACUACCUGGCUGUGGUGCUGUCCAGCCAAGGGCACACGCAAGUGCUGAUCCACCAGCUGAGCAGGAGGCGCAGCCAGAGCCCAUUCCGCCGCAGCCACGGACAGGUGCAGUGUGUGGCUUUCCAUCCCACCCGGCCCUUCCUGCUCGUGGCCUCCCAGCGCAGCAUCCGCAUUUACCACCUGCUACGCCAGGAGCUUACCAAGAAGCUAAUGCCCAAUUGCAAGUGGGUGUCUAGCAUGGCUGUACAUCCAGCAGGUGACAACAUCAUCUGUGGCAGCUAUGACAGCAAACUGGUAUGGUUUGACCUGGAUCUCUCCACCAAGCCAUACAAAGUGCUGAGGCAUCACAAGAAGGCCUUGAGGGCUGUGGCCUUCCACCCCCGAUACCCGCUCUUCGCAUCUGGCUCAGAUGACGGCAGUGUUAUCGUUUGCCAUGGCAUGGUGUACAAUGACCUGCUGCAGAACCCAUUGCUGGUGCCCGUCAAGGUGCUUAAAGGACACACCCUGACCCGAGAUCUGGGUGUUCUGGAUGUGGCCUUCCACCCCACACAGCCGUGGAUCUUCUCCUCUGGGGCAGAUGGCACCAUUCGACUCUUCAGCUAAGCUGACAUACUACUAUGAAUGGCCUGGAAGAGGGGGGGUGUUCCUGCACACAGAAUCAUCAAUAGAGCUGGGAGGUGGUGGCACACGCCUUUAAUCCCAGUACUUGGGAGGCAGAGACAGGCGGAUUUCUGAGUUCGAGGCCAGCCUGGAAUACAGAGUGAGUUCCAGGACAGCUAGGGCUACACAGAGAAAUCCUGUCUCGAAAAGCAAAAAAAAAAAAAAAAUCAUUAAUAGAAUCCCAUUGUUUCUGCCUUCUUGAUUGGAACCUCUGGCUGCUGCCCAGCCUUGACCUUAUAGCCUCAACAUUACAGCCUCCACCUUACAUGGCACCCCAGAACCUAUAGCUUAAGCCAGAAGGAAAGGUAGUAUUGAUACACUGUCACCCACUGAAGUGUAACUGGCUUUAUUGGGCAAUAAAUUGGGGCACCA
Molecule: messenger RNA, 2719 nt
Organism: Mastomys coucha (southern multimammate mouse)
Lineage: Eukaryota; Metazoa; Chordata; Mammalia; Rodentia; Muridae
Gene: Bop1
Product: BOP1 ribosomal biogenesis factor
Exons: 16
Coding region: 95-2290 (731 amino acids)
Biological process (GO): ribosome biogenesis; maturation of LSU-rRNA from tricistronic rRNA transcript (SSU-rRNA, 5.8S rRNA, LSU-rRNA)
Cellular component (GO): PeBoW complex; preribosome, large subunit precursor
Molecular function (GO): ribonucleoprotein complex binding; protein binding
Source: RefSeq, a predicted model, not a curated record